Molecule: messenger RNA, 1955 nt
Organism: Elgaria multicarinata webbii
Lineage: Eukaryota; Metazoa; Chordata; Lepidosauria; Squamata; Anguidae
Gene: FLAD1
Product: flavin adenine dinucleotide synthetase 1
Exons: 7
Coding region: 78-1670 (530 amino acids)
Biological process (GO): FAD biosynthetic process
Molecular function (GO): FMN adenylyltransferase activity
Source: RefSeq, a predicted model, not a curated record
GUUUGUUUUGGCUAGUGCCAUCCAGACCGUGUUGUCAUGGGGACAUUCCUUUGCCGCCUUUAGACCUCGCAGGCUCAAUGUGCCUGAGUCUCAUGCGCUGGAACCGUCAGCUCUGCAGGGGCAUUCUGCGUGCGGGGCGGCCGAGUGGGCAAGUACGAACCAUGGCGGAGCAGAGCAAUGACACUGUCUCCGGGAGCAGAGAAAGGGCGUCAGAUGGGACCGUGACCGCUGGGAUCAUCGUUAUCGGGGAUGAGAUCCUAAAGGGCUACACCCAAGACACAAACUCGUUCUACAUGUGUAAGAAGCUUCGGUCGCUGGGUGUGACGGUGGCCAAGAUCUCCGUGGUUCCUGACGAGGUGGGCGCCAUCGCCGACGAGAUCUCGUCUUUCGCCCGCAGCUUCACCUACGUCCUGACGUCGGGGGGGAUCGGCCCCACCCAUGAUGACGUGACCUUUGAGGCGGUGGCCCAGGCCUUCGGGGAGAAAGUCUUCCCCCACCCGGAAAUGGUCAAGCUGGUGAAUCGGUUCUUUGGCAAGUCGGAUGCCGGGUGCCCUGAGAUGAAGCUGGCCCGCAUCCCUGUGUCAUCGCUGCUCAACUACGGCAUGGACAAGGAGACGGGCCGCCUCUUCACCUACCCCCUCAUCAGCGUCCGUAACGUCUACGUCUUCCCAGGCAUUCCAUCACUGAUGCAACGGGCCCUGGAGGGCCUGGGCCACCUCUUCCGCAAUGAGAAGACCCACUUCUGCUCGCAGGAGAUCUAUGUCAAUGCGGAAGAAGUCCUCAUCGCUCCUGUGCUGGACCAGGCCAACGCCAAUUUCCGGCGCCGCACAAGCCUGGGCUCCUACCCUGAUUGGGUCAGCAACUACUUCCGGGUCAAGCUGACCCUCGACUCGGACUCGGAGGCGGAUUUGGAGGAGGCGACUUCCUUCCUGAUGAAGAAUUUGCCCAAGGGGGUUGUCGUGCCCCUAGUAGUUGAUCCUGUUGCCCGGGCAGCCGCAGACGUGUAUGCCCUGGCCGAGUCCGGUUCCCCUCUUGGCCAGAAGGUGGCAGCAGCCAUCCGCACCAUCGAGGAAGCCCUGGACCGAUACAUCCUGUCGAAGGCUUGCGUGGGGUUCAACGGCGGGAAAGACUGCACGGCCUUGUUGCACCUCUUCCAUGCCGCUGUUCAGAGGCGGUACCCAGAGAGAACAGAGAAGCUGCAAGCCCUCUACAUCCACACUGUGUCCCCGUUUCCCGAGGUGGAGGAGUUUAUCAAAGACACGGCUCAGCGGUAUAACCUCCACGUCUGUGAUGUCCAUGGGAAUAUAAAAGAGGCCCUGGGUGGCCUCAAAACCCAGCACCCGGAACUUGAGGCGGUGUUGAUGGGCACCCGCCGCACCGAUCCUUACUCCUGCACGUUGACGCCGUUCUGCAUGACAGACCCUGACUGGCCCCAGUACAUGAGAGUUAACCCUCUCCUGGACUGGACGUAUCGAGAUAUAUGGAGCUUCCUUCGCACCUUAUAUAUCCCCUACUGCAUUCUUUACGACAAGGGCUACACUUCGCUCGGCAGCAUGAGCAACACACAGAAGAACCCGGCCCUGUGCUACACGGACGCCCGAGGACGGGAAUGCUACCGGCCAGCCUAUGAGCUAGAAAAUGAAGAGGACGAGCGAAACUCCCGCCAUUGAAUCCUGGCUAGGCCUGAAGCCUGUUGCCCUAGCAACCGUUGGCUGGCCCUGCAGAGCCUAACUCGGUUAAGGCCAGGCCUGCUUCAGCUGAGGCGAAACAGAGCAGUGCCUCCACCAGUGGGACACUGUGCCAUACAGCGGCCUUUCCAGCCCCAUUGGCACCCUGCGGAGUUGCCACACACAUACGUGUUAUGGUACAGCCCUGUCCCUGUGACAGUUAGUGGUCAGCCGUAAACAUCCUUCCCUGCGUCGUGUGAGAAAGCGAAAAUAAACCCAGUUAAUUCC